GACACGCAGUAAGGGAGAACGGUCUCGGCUGUUUGAGAGGUUAGAGAGCGAUCAUUACGCCGGGCUGUGUGCGCGAGCGGAGUCGGGUCUCGUGGCCGGAGGACGUGUAUGUGGUUGUGGAAGGAUCGUUGUGUGUGAAACCCUCUCUGUUCCAGCAUGCUCACUGAGCCUGAGAUACCUCAGGAGUUUAACAGGAUGUCUUCCAAGCGACCAGCCUCUCCAUAUGGGGGAACAGAUGGAGAGGUAGUCAUGGCGACGAGCAGACAGCGAUUGGACGAUGACGAGGUUGACAGACAUGCUGUCAUUCACCUGCCCCUGAGUUCCUAUUGCAGCUCACCGCGUGCCCCAGACAGCCCUCCCACACUACACAGCGGCAUGGAUCAUGAAAGCAGUAAAGGUCUGGCCCUGAGUCCUUACACCCAGCACAACUCUUCUACCUCACCCAGUAAACAGCUGCAGCAGGACGAGGGUUUGGGCUUGGCCAUGGCUUUGGGCACGCCGGAGAGGCGCAAAGGCAGCCUGGCAGACGUGGUGGACACACUGAAACAGCGUAAGAUGGAGGAGCUGAUUAAGAGUGAACCUGAGGAGACCCCCAAUAUUGAGAGGUUGCUGUCAAAAGAUUGGAAGGACAAGCUGCUGUCCAUGGGUUCUGGUCACUUUGGAGAGAUCAAAGGUACCCCGGACAGCCUGGCGGAAAAGGAGAGGCAGCUGAUGGGCAUGAUCAGCCAGCUGAGCAGCCUCAGGGAGCAGCUGCUAGCCGCCCACGAGGAGCAGAAGAAGCUGGCGGCCUCGCAGAUUGAGAAACAGCGACAGCAGAUGGAGCUCGCCAAGCAGCAGCAAGACCAGAUUGCUCGGCAACAACAGCAGCUUCUGCAGCAACAGCACAAAAUCAACCUCCUACAGCAACAGAUCCAGCAGGUCCAGGGUCAGCUGCCACCUUUGAUGAUUCCCAUUUUCCCUCCAGAUCAGAGGACUCUGGCGGCAGCUGCUGCCCAGCAAGGAUUCCUCCUGCCCCCAGGAUUCAACUACAAGCCAGGCUGCAAUGACCCAUACCCUCUCCAACUGAUCCCCACCACCAUGGCAGCUGCUGCAGCUGCAACACCGGGCCUUGGACCUCUACAGCUCCAGCAGCUGUACGCAGCUCAGUUGGCAGCCAUGCAGGUGUCUCCGGGGGCCAAGCAUGGCUCUGUGCCUCAGCCCAACUUGGCAGCGGGCACACACUCGCCUACCAGUGGCCUGAGCGAGAAGAGGAGGAGCAGCCCACCACCCAAACUCAAGGACGAGGGCGCUCAGCCCCUGAAUCUGUCAGCCAAGCCUAAGACAUCCGAGAGCAAGUCACCCACCUCCCCCGCUUCCCCACAGGUCCCUGCCAUGAAGCUGGGCCAUGGAACCAUGAAGCACAGCGUCCACUCUAACAUCGGAGGACCUCCGCCCCGAAUCAGCUCAAUAGACCUGUUAUCAUCCAUCACUUCAGGAGGCUACCUGAAUGAUCACGAUGCUGUAAGCAAAGCCUUCCAGGAGGCACGGCAAAUGAAGGAGCAGCUAAAGAGGGAGCAGCAGGUCCUGGACGCCAAAGUGGCAGCAGUCAACAGCCUCGGCCUCAACAACGGGCGCUCGGAGAAGGAGAAGGCAGCCUUUGAGAGUCUGAGUCAGCAGAUGAAGCAGUCAGAAGAGACCAAAUUCACUCAGGCCAUGAUGGACUUUGGCAUGAGCGGCGACUCUGAUGGCAGCCCCAGUGUGUCGGAUUCAAGGAUUUUCCGCGAGGCUCGAGGUCGUGGCAGCGGCGAACCGCACAUCAAGAGGCCCAUGAACGCCUUCAUGGUUUGGGCAAAAGACGAAAGGAGAAAGAUUCUGCAAGCUUUUCCUGACAUGCAUAACUCCAACAUCAGCAAAAUCCUCGGCUCACGAUGGAAGUCCAUGACCAACCUAGAGAAGCAGCCAUACUACGAAGAACAGGCACGCCUCAGCAAGCAGCACCUGGAGAAAUACCCCGACUACAAGUACAAGCCGCGGCCCAAACGCACAUGCCUGGUGGACGGCAAGAAGCUGCGCAUCGGUGAAUACAAAGCCAUCAUGCGCAACCGCAGACAGGAAAUGCGGCAGUACUUCACCGUGGGGCAGCAGUCCCAGUUGUCACUUUCAUCAGCAGGCGUGGUCUAUCCAAGCGCCCUCUCCAUGGCAGGCAUGCCAUCACCCCAGAUGCCCUCUGAGCACUCGAGCAUGUCCAGCAGCCCCGAACCAGCACCGCCCACUGGCCCACCCUCAUACCUCAGCAUCAGCAAAGGGGAUGAGCCUCGCAUCAAGGAGGAGGACCUCCGGCUGGACAGGAGCAAUGGCGACGCCUACGAGGACUUUGACUAUGAGGACGAGGACGGAGACUUCGGCAGUGACAGUGAAAAUCAUGCCACCCAGUAAAACCAAUCAUCCGGUCUGCUGAUCCCUCACUGUAAAACCUCAUCCCUUCUCUACCCUUCACCCAAACAGGACUUGAAAAGAGCCAAGCCCCUCCCACAGGAGCCCUGAUACCAGCAGCAGUAAAGCACAGGCCCUGUCUGUCAAAGCGACUGUUACACUAAACAAGGGUCUUGGAAAGGAAGUGAGAUGCCAAUCUGCCAUGACUUUUGCUGAGAACUUGUCGCAAUUUUUAUGAUGUUGUGAGUAAGCUACAGGAAGGAAGAGAAGCUCAUUAUAAAGCAGGACCUGUUUGUCGGCCUGUCAGAGACACUUUAUAAUGGUGGACCUGCUUGUCUAUAGAGACACUUUUAAGACUGCAUUUUUCUGGGUUCUAUAAUAUUCUCACUCAGGUACACGGUGCCAACAAGUGGCUUGUGAAUGUGAUUCGUUGUUUUUUUUGUGCUACGGUUUUAAUAGAGAAAAAAAGCAUUUAUUUUCCUGGUUUUGAUGUAAAGCACCUGACUUCACCGAAUUCUUUUUUUUUUUAAAGAAAUUCAUGCUUCUUCUGGUGAACCCCCUGCAGAGUCCUUUCCUUUUCCACACUAUAUCACAUACAUUCAUGCUCAGAAUGGAUGAAGGGCCAAGGAAAGGGUAGAGGGCUGAACAGCACUAAAGCAGGCAAUCCCCAAUAGAAUCCUACACUUUUUCUGCACUUUCUCUUCUCCUCCUCUUAUGCAGCAUGUCUUACCUCUCAAAGUCAGAGCAGUUCAAGUUCAUUUACAUUUGUGCAUUUGGAUUGAUUUUUAUUUUGUCAAGUAGGAGGAGGUAAACAGAAGCAACAUAUUCUGAUGAGAGCACAAUUCGAGAGCCAGAAUAUCACGUCCAACUCUCCCUCUGUCUCAGUCCCAAACAGACUGUUUUCACCAUCAUUGAAAAUGUAGCGCCUGUCCUCUUUUCCCAGAAAAUAAGGAGAGAAAAUGAGAGACAAAGGCUCCCCUGACAAGGGCCUGGCACUGAAUGGCCAGCCAAAUAGAGAGAAAAUAAAGGGGGUCUGUGGUUGCCCAGUCUGUUCUUCCCUAGGCGUUUAGAGCUCUACUUACCAAGAAAAACCUUCAAAGCACUGGGCAACACUCUGUCUGUCUGUCCAUUUUGAGUAUCUAAAUUUUUAUACACUCUUAAAACAGAUGUGUUAAAAACAGCAGCUUAUAUGUUCCAAUUCCAGUGAUUUUUUUUAGCUACACAAUGUCAUGAAGUGUUCUUUUGCCCUAAAAGCACUA
Trichomycterus rosablanca is the source of this 3671-nucleotide messenger RNA. RefSeq names its product SRY-box transcription factor 5 (gene sox5). Gene Ontology annotation, biological process: positive regulation of chondrocyte differentiation; cell fate commitment; regulation of transcription by RNA polymerase II. Gene Ontology annotation, molecular function: DNA-binding transcription factor activity, RNA polymerase II-specific; RNA polymerase II cis-regulatory region sequence-specific DNA binding. The transcript is spliced from 15 exons. The coding region runs from base 157 to 2415 and encodes 752 amino acids. NCBI's taxonomy places the organism in Eukaryota, Metazoa, Chordata, Actinopteri, Siluriformes, Trichomycteridae. The record is from RefSeq and is a predicted model, not a curated record. Gene Ontology annotation, cellular component: nucleus.